Echinops telfairi (small Madagascar hedgehog) is the source of this 1361-nucleotide messenger RNA. It is a transcript of the gene BHLHE40, whose product is annotated as basic helix-loop-helix family member e40. Gene Ontology annotation, molecular function: protein dimerization activity; RNA polymerase II cis-regulatory region sequence-specific DNA binding; DNA-binding transcription factor activity, RNA polymerase II-specific. Gene Ontology annotation, cellular component: nucleus. The coding region runs from base 122 to 1360 and encodes 412 amino acids. The record is from RefSeq and is a predicted model, not a curated record. The transcript has 5 exons. Gene Ontology annotation, biological process: circadian regulation of gene expression; regulation of transcription by RNA polymerase II; regulation of neurogenesis. Lineage: Eukaryota; Metazoa; Chordata; Mammalia; Afrosoricida; Tenrecidae.
CGCGCCCUCUGGGCAGGCUCGGCCCAGCGACCCCUGAAGGGCCGUCUCCCCCAGGACAGGCUUCGUCUCGACGCCCCGCCAGCACUUCGGCAAGCGCGCCGUGGCCUGGGCUCGCCGCACCAUGGAGCGGAUCCCGAGCGCGCAGCCACCUCCAGCCUGCCUGCCCGCAGCGCCAGCCCUGGAGCCUGGAGACCUACCAGGGAUGGAUUUUGCCCACAUGUACCAGGUGUACAAGUCGAGGCGGGGAAUGAAGCGGAGCGACGACAGUAAGGAAACCUACAAACUCCCGCACCGGCUGAUCGAGAAGAAACGACGUGAUCGGAUUAACGAGUGCAUCGCCCAGCUGAAAGAUCUUCUACCUGAGCACCUCAAACUUACAACUCUAGGUCACUUAGAAAAAGCGGUUGUUCUGGAACUUACUUUGAAGCAUGUGAAAGCAUUGACAAACCUAAUUGAUCAGCAGCAACAGAAAAUCCUUGCCCUGCAGAGUGGUCUACAAGCUGGUGAGCUGUCCGGGAGAAGUAUCGAUGCAGGGCAAGAGAUGUUCUGUUCCGGCUUCCAGACGUGUGCUCGGGAGGUGCUGCAGUACCUGGCCAAGCAUGAGAGCACUCGGGACCUGAAGUCUUCCCAGCUAGUCACUCACCUCCACCGUGUGGUCUCUGAGCUACUGCAAGGGGGCACCUCCAGGAAGCCACCAGACCUGGCUCCCCAAACCACAGACUUCAAGGAGAAACCCAGCUCCCUAGCCAAAGGCUCCGAAGGGCCUGGGAAAAACUGCGUUCCAGUCAUCCGGCGGACGUUCCCCCACUCCAGCGGGGAGCAGAGCGGCAGUGACACCGACACAGACAGCGGCUAUGGAGGAGAAUCUGAGAAGGGCGACUUGCGGGGCGAGCAGCCGUACUUCAAAAGUGAUGCUGGAUGCAGGUUUGCCAUGGGAGAGAGGAUCAGCACUAUUAAGCAGGAAUCCGAAGAACCGCCCCCUAAAAAGGGCAGGAUGCAGCUCUCUGAGGAUGAAAACCAUUUCCCUGGCAGUGAUCUGAUGGGCUCCCCCUUCCUGGGCCCACAUCCGCACCAGCCCCCCUUUUGCUUACCCUUCUAUGUAAUCCCUCCGUCAGCAACUGCCUACCUGCCCAUGCUGGAGAAGUGCUGGUACCCCACCUCUGUUCCAGUGUUAUACCCGGGCCUCAACGCCUCCACUGCAGCACUCACCAGCUUCAUGAAUCCGGACAAGAUCUCAGCUCCCUUGCUCAUGCCCCAGAGACUCCCUUCUCCUUUGCCACCUCAUCCAUCCAUAGACUCCUCUGCCCUCCUCCAAGCUCUGAAGCAGAUCCCGCCAUUAAACUUGGAAACCAAAGACUAAA